UAGACAACUUAUGUUGCAAACCAGAAUGUCUAAGCCUGUUGAAUACAGGCCUCAAUGAAUGUAUCGGACAGUACAGCUAUACUAGUUAUCUAUAUUCAACCGGCCUACGAAGUGACCCUGCCUGGCGCUAGACCUGUCCACUCGACUGGGUGCGACUGGUCAGCACUUCACCUCCAUCAGUUCUCAGCCUUCUCGCUUAACUCUCGAGCGACGCUCAGCUCUUCUGCAGUAUUCUCUCCUCACUCUCCACCCCUCAGAUUAGAGAGCAAGGGCGCCUUCAACUGCGGAUCGAGAUAUGGAGCAGGCAACAUCAACUGAGAACGGUGGGGAGCUGAACCCCCUCAACAGUACAGGCCUCUGUCUACUGUCUCUUGACGGUGGCGGUGUGCGGGGACUCUCAACGCUGUACAUCUUGAAAGGACUUAUGGACCGACUGAACCAAGACCAGAAGAACGUUCCGCCGCUGAAGCCAUGCGAAGUGUUCGACCUCAUUGGCGGUACCAGCACAGGAGGACUAAUUGCAAUCAUGCUUGGUCGCCUCGAGAUGGAUGCUGACGAGUGUAUCACGGCUUACACCGAACUCAUGAAAACCGUCUUUGAAACGAAAAGGAGCUGGUUUCCAGCUAGCUGGACUGGCAAUAUAAAAUCGCGAUUCGAUACGGCAAGGCUUGAGAGUGCAAUUAAAGAGGUCAUUACUAGCCACGGAGCUAAAGAGACCGACCUCUUCAACGAUGGAGUCAAACGCGGAUGUCGGGUCUUCGUUUGCACAAUUGCAUACGAGACAAGAGAUAUCAUACGCCUAAGGAGUUAUGACUCUGGAAAGCUUCCUAUUCGUGCCACUAUCCUCCAAGCGGCACUCGCAACGUCGGCUGCCACUACCUUCUUUGACCCUGUGACCAUCGGAGCGCGCAAGUUUGCCGAUGGCGGUUUAGGGGCCAAUAAUCCGGUAGACGAGGUGGAAGGCGAAGCGUCGGACAUCUGGUGCUCUGAAACGGGAGACUUGAAGCCUCUCGUGAAGUGCUUCGUGUCCAUUGGAACUGGGAACCCAGGAAAGAAGGCGAUUGAGGAUAACAUGCUGAAGUUCCUUUCUGGCACACUUGUCGACCUUGUUACCCAGACCGAGAAUACAGAGAAGAGGUUCAUAGCCAAAUGGGCCCAGCAUUUCGAUAAGAAGAGGUACUUCCGGUUUAAUGUCGACCAAGGGCUGCAGGAUGUGGGCUUGGCAGAAUAUCAAGAGCAAGGGGCUAUCGAAGCGGCAACGGAUGGGUAUCUUGACCACAAAGCGCAGGAGUUCCGGGUACGAGACUGUAUUCAGAACUUGAAGCUCAAGCAGAGCAUGGCAGCAACUGAUCUCUCAUAUAUUAUUUCUGAAUACAAUGAACAACGUAUCGUGGAGCUGCGCGCUACUUCACGAGCGGAAGCUCUUUGGAACGUGCCUUUCCAGAAGAACCAACGGUUUGUUGGGCGGACUGCAGAACUUGCCCAGAUUAACACUUUGCUUGCAAACGAAAUCCGUUGCGAGCAGGUGGCAAUUGUUGGUCUUGGAGGCAUUGGGAAGACGCAAAUUGCACUCGAAUUCGCCCAUCAAUGGCGAGAGAAAUAUCCAGACUGUGCAGUGUUCUGGGUACCCGUAACGAACGUCAAAGGCAUGCUAGAAGCAUAUCUAGAGAUUGGCCACCAGCUACAUAUACCUAACAUUGAGAAGGAACGGGAGGACGUCCAAAAGCUUGUUCAACAUCGAUUGGGUCAAGAAGGCUUUGGCAAAUGGCUGUUGGUGUUCGACAACGCCGAUGACAUAGACAUGUGGACCGAUAAAGCAGAUAACACACUUGGCUCCAAGCGCCGAAUCGACUACCUGCCAAAGAGCAAGCAUGGAUCUAUUCUGUUUACGACCCGAAGCCGAAAGGCCGCGAUAAAGUUAGCAGGCAGAAAUGUUGUCUCGGUUGGCGAGAUGGACUACCCUAUGGCAAAGGCCUUGCUCGAGAAAUCGUUGAUCGACCAGGACCUGUUAAUUGACGACCAAGCCUCGACGGAUUUGCUCCAAAAACUCACCUAUCUCCCCCUUGCAAUUGUCCAAGCGGCUGCAUAUAUCAAUGAGAACCAGAUUAGCUUAUCUGAGUAUGCAGCUCUUCUUGACGACACAGAACAGAACGUUAUCGAUAUUCUUUGCGAAGAGUUUGAAGACGAAGGAAGAUAUAGGGAUAUUACAAAUCCGAUUGCGACAACAUGGCUGAUCUCAUUUGAACAAAUCCGGACUCGCGACCCUUUGGCAGCAGAGUAUUUGUCAUUCAUGUCAUGCAUUGACGCGAAGGAUAUUCCGCAGUCGCUCCUGCCGCCGGCGCAGUCAAACAAAAAGGCUGUGGAUGCUAUGGGGACCUUGACCGCCUACUCUUUUAUUAGUAAACACAAGGCUGACCAACUAUUGGACGUUCACCUGCUUGUACAUCUCGCAACUAGAAACUGGCUGCGAACGCAGGGCUCUCUAGGGCAUUGGACAGCCGAGGCGCUGACACGCCUAGAGAAGUUAUUUCUAGAUAGCAACCACAUGAAUAGGAGCGUGUGGAGGCUGUACCUGCGACAUGCCCGUUACGUUCUUAAGACUCCGCUGGAUGCAGAUGGAAUAUCUGAGGAGAAGAUGACGUUGCUCUGGAAGUUUGGAGCUUGUACCUAUAGUGACGGGAGAUACAAGGAAGCGGAAGAGGCUUACACGAAGCUGGUGGAGAUGAGCCUGAGGAAGCUUGGGGAGGAGCAUCCAGACACGCUGACCAGCAAGGGCAACCUGGCGUUGACGUUUGGGAAUCAAGGGCGGUGGAAGGAAGCCGAAGAGCUUGACAUGCAAGUGAUGGAGGUGAGAAAGAGGGUGCUUGGGGAAGAUCAUCCAGACACGCUGACCAGCAUGGGCAACCUGGCAUUGACAUAUUGGAAUCAAGGGCGGUGGAAAGAGGCCGAAGAGCUACAAGAAAAAGGACUAAGUAUAUAUUUUAGGGUGCUUGGGGAGGAGCAUCCAGAAACGCUGAAUAGCAUGGGCAACCUGGCGUCGACGUACAGGAAUCAAGGGCGGCGGAAGGAGGCUGAAGAGCUGGAGGUGCAAGUGGUGGAGAUGAGAAAGAGGGUGCUUGGGGAGGAACAUCCAGAAACGCUGACCAGCAUGGGGAAUCUGGCGUCAACGUACAGGUAUCAAGGGCGGUGGAAAGAGGCUGAAGAGCUUGACGUACAAGUAGUAGAAACGUUCAAGAGGGUGCUUGGGGAGGAGCAUCCAGACAUGCUGAUCAGCAUGGGCAACCUGGCGUUUACGUACAGGAAUCAAGGGCGGUGGAAGGAGGCUGAAGAGCUAGAGGUGCAAGUGAUGGAGACAAGAAAGAGGGUGCUUGGGAAUGAGCAUCCAAACACGCUGACCAGCAUGGGAAACCUGGCGUUAACGUACAUGAAUCAAGGGCGGUGGAAAGAGGCUGAAGAGCUUGACGUGCAAGGGAUGGAGAUGAGAAAGAAGGUGCUUGGGGAGGAGCAUCCAGACACGCUGAUCAGCAUGGCUAACCUGGCGUCGACGUACAAGAAUCAGGGGCGGUGGAGGGAGGCCGAAGAGCUCAACGUGCGGGUGAUGGAGGCGAGAAAGAGGGUGCUUGGAGAGGAGCAUCCAGACACGCUGGCCAGCAUGGGCAACCUGGCGUCAACGUACAGGAAUCAAGGGUGGUGGAAGGAAGCCGAAGAGCUUGACGUGAAAGCGAUGGAGAUGCGUAAGAGGGUGCUUGGGGAGGAGCAUCCAGAAACGCUAGCCAGCAUGAGUAACCUGGCAUUGACGUAUUGGAAUCAAGGGCGGUGGAAGGAGGCUGAAGAGUUGGAAGCAAAAGGACUAGGUAUAUGCUUAAGGGUGCUUGGGGAGGAGCAUCCAGAUACGCUGAUUAGCAUGGGCAAUCUGGCAUCGAUGUACAGGGAUCAAGGGCGGUGGAAGGAGGCAGAAGAACUGGAGGUGGAAGUGGUAGGAACGAGAAAGAGGGUGCUUGGGGAGGAGCAUCCAGACACGCUGAUCAGCGUGGCUAACCUGGCGUCGACGUACAGGAAUCAAGGGCGGUGGAAGGAAGCCGAAGAGCUUGACGUGAAAGCGAUGGAAACUUUCAAGAGGGUGCUUGGGGAGGAGCAUCCAGACGUGCUGACCAGUAUGGCUAACCUGGCGUCAACGUACAGGAAUCAAGGGCGGUGGAAGGAGGCCGAAGAGCUAGAGGUGCAGGUGGUGGAGACAAGAAAGAGGGUGCUUAGGGAUGAGCACCCAGAUACGCUGACCAGUAUGGGAAACCUGGCGUUCACGUUUUGGAAUCAAGGUCGGUGGGAGGAGGCUGAAAAGCUGGGUGUGCAAGUGAUGGAGACGAGAAAGAGGGUGCUUGGGGAGGACCAUCCAGACACACUAACUAGCAUGGGCAACCUGGCGUCGACGUAUUGGAAUCAAGGACAGUGGAAGGAGGCCGAAAAGUUGGGCGUGCAAGUGAUGGAGACGAGAAAGAGGGUUCUUGGAGAGGACCAUCCCUCCACACUGACCAGCAUGGGCAACCUGGCAUUAACGUUGUGGAAUCAAGGGCGGUGGAAGGAGGCUGAAGAGCUGGAGGUGCAAGUGGUGGAGACGUUCAAGAGAGUGCUUGGGGAGGAGCAUCCAGAGACGCUGACUAGCAUGGGAAACCUAGCGUCAACGUACAGGGAUCAAGGGCGGUGGAAGGAAGCCGAAGAGCUGGAGGUGCAAGUGGCGGAGACGAAAAAGAGGGUGCUUGGGGAGGAGCAUCCAGACACACUGACCAGCAUAAACAAUCUCGCAUUUAGGUCCAAGGCCUAAGGUCGCAAUAGCGAUACGAAUUUACCGAUGGCAAAAUGCUCUUAGCUACGAGAAAGUGUUCUCGGUCCUCAACAUCUAUACGCUAUGUCAUCGGUUACGACUCUGAAUCAGUGGCAGCUAGAGAACAUGGAGAUAGAGCUUAAAUAGGCGUUGUUUUGUGUUGCACUCUUGUAGAAAUGUGCGCGCAGGUUUCAAGUAUCUCCCGCUUCUUCCAGAACAGAGGGUUUCCAGCACACAGGGGGGAGGUUACGACCGCGAAAUCACUAUGCCUCAG
This is a messenger RNA of Lindgomyces ingoldianus, 5093 nucleotides long. RefSeq lists its product as uncharacterized. Gene Ontology annotation, biological process: lipid metabolic process. Gene Ontology annotation, cellular component: kinesin complex. Bases 296 to 4819 code for a protein of 1507 amino acids. NCBI's taxonomy places the organism in Eukaryota, Fungi, Ascomycota, Dothideomycetes, Pleosporales, Lindgomycetaceae. Gene Ontology annotation, molecular function: protein binding; ADP binding. The transcript has 7 exons. The record is from RefSeq and is a predicted model, not a curated record.